This is a messenger RNA of Zonotrichia leucophrys gambelii, 5575 nucleotides long. It is a transcript of the gene EPB41L2, whose product is annotated as erythrocyte membrane protein band 4.1 like 2. The record is from RefSeq and is a predicted model, not a curated record. Gene Ontology annotation, biological process: cortical actin cytoskeleton organization. Gene Ontology annotation, cellular component: plasma membrane; cytoskeleton. Gene Ontology annotation, molecular function: actin binding; structural molecule activity. The coding region runs from base 392 to 4294 and encodes 1300 amino acids. NCBI's taxonomy places the organism in Eukaryota, Metazoa, Chordata, Aves, Passeriformes, Passerellidae. The transcript is spliced from 26 exons.
CUCUGCUUUACGCAGCCCCGGGCGCUCUGAUCGCUGGCAGUGAUGGCUCUGUACAACUGUACAGCUCUGGCUGUACAGUCUCGUGUUGGGAAUGCCUCGAGGGUGAUAAUUUAUAUAAAGACUAAAAAUUUUGAGUUUACCUGAAGUUACCGAAUAGGCCUUAAAAUCUGGCUGACAAAGAAGAAAGAUAAAAGGAUGUAAAGAUAACCUGGUGGAAGCCUCUUGCAUAAACCAGAUCUUUUGCCCUGUUUUGUUGAUGCGUGCACAGCCAGCCCUUGGAGCCCUCCCACAGGAGACAAGCAAGAUACUGUGCUGAUAUCCAGUUGUCAUAGUUGAUUUCACUCUACAAAUCUUCAGGAUUCCUACUGGAGUGAAAGUGUCAGUUGUGAUAAUGACAACUGAAGUUGGUUCAGAGACCGAAGUAAAGAAGGAUUCUGAGCAGCUGGGACCAGACAAAGCCAAGGACAAGCCUGAAGAAACAUCAGGGACUCCAGGAGAUCAAAAGUCCAGGGAAACAUCCUCUGGAGAAGCUCAAGAUUCUUCUGUCCCAGCACCAACCAGCCAAAGUAGUCCAAGUAGCCAGAAGAAGGAAAAAUCUUCACCUGAAAGCAAGGGUAUUUCUCGUUUCCUUCCCCCUUGGCUUAAGAAACAAAAGUCCUACACCUUGGCAGAGCCCAGAGAUGAGCCCAAGAAGAAGGCCACAGGGGAAGAGCAAGUAGUUGAAGAAAGUGUAAGCCAGGCACUAGAGGGGGUGGCUCAGCCGAGAAGGAGCUUGGAAGAAGCAACUGAAAACCGGCAGAAUGACAAAGAAAAACACUCCGUUAGCAGUGCUGAAAUACAGCCUUCCAAAGAAGAUGGUAAAGAAACAGAAGUAGAGGAAGUUGCAGAGAAAAAGGAAGAAACACAAGAAGAAAAAGAAAAAAGGGAGACAAAAGAAGUGCAGACAGCUGAAAUUAAAAUAGAUAACAUUCCUAAGAAGUCUCCAAAGAAAAUCAAAACUGUGCAGUGUAAGGUGAUGCUUCUGGAUGGCACGGAGUACAGCUGUGACCUAGAGAAAAGAGCGAAAGGACAAGUGCUGUUUGAUAAAGUAUGUGAACACCUCAAUUUACUGGAAAAGGACUAUUUUGGGCUGUUGUUUUAUGAGAAUUCAGAGCAAAAGAACUGGCUAGAUUCUUCGAAGGAAAUUAAGAGACAAAUUCGAAGUCUACCUUGGAUAUUCACCUUUAAUGUGAAGUUUUAUCCCCCUGAUCCGUCGCAGUUGACUGAAGACAUCACUAGGUAUUUCUUGUGCCUACAGCUUCGCCAGGAUAUUGUAUCUGGCCGACUGCCGUGUUCUUUUGUGACUCACGCCCUCCUUGGUUCAUAUACCCUGCAGGCUGAGCUGGGUGAUCAUGACCCAGGGGAGCACAGCAGUGAUUAUAUCAGUGAAUUCCAGUUUGCACCCAACCAGACUCAAGAGAUGGAAGAGAAAGUGGCUGAGCUACACAAAACACACAGGGGCUUGACUCCAGCACAGGCGGAUUCCCAGUUCCUAGAAAAUGCUAAGAGACUUUCCAUGUAUGGAGUGGAUUUACAUCAUGCCAAGGAUUCUGAAGGUGUGGAUAUCAUGCUGGGUGUUUGUGCUAAUGGCCUGCUGAUUUACAAAGACAGACUCCGGAUCAACCGCUUCGCUUGGCCAAAAAUUCUGAAGAUCUCCUACAAGCGAAGUAAUUUCUACAUCAAAGUCAGGCCAGCAGAACUGGAACAGUUUGAGAGCACUAUUGGGUUCAAACUGCCAAACCAUCGGGCUGCUAAAAGGUUAUGGAAGGUUUGUGUGGAGCACCAUACUUUCUUCAGACUCCUAUCGCCAGAGCAGCCUCCAAAAGCGAAGUUUCUGACCUUGGGUUCCAAGUUCCGCUACAGCGGCCGUACGCAGGCGCAGACCCGGCAGGCCAGCAACCUCAUAGACAGACCCGCUCCGUACUUCGAGCGCACGUCCAGCAAACGUGUUUCCAGGAGCCUUGAUGGAGCUCCCAUGGGUAUUUCAGACCAAAGUCUUCUAAGAGACUUCUCUGCUACUGGAGGGCAGGCUGCUGGAGAUAAAAUCAUUGAUCUUGAAGCUGCUGGUCAGGCCAAGUUAAAAGAUGGUGGCAGAGAAGAAGAUGAAAGUCCACUCAAAACUCCGCAAUUAGAAUUGACUCAGGAUGGAAAGAAUUUUUUUCUUCAGCUCACUCACGUACACCCAUCACCACUGCCCAUCCAUUCUGUGUCAUCCCAUCUCACAAACUUGUCACCUGUCCCUGAGAUCGACAUGCUUUCAGAUAUUUCAGAGGAAGAUCCCUUUGAAGAGCCCCUCCUUACCAUUCCAGACAUUUCAGAGUGCAAUUCCAUGGAACAAACAUCAGAUCAUAACAAAACCAGAACAGCUUCACCAAUUAAUACCUUUGAACCUGUGAGACCCCUAGCUAGUCGAGGCUCCCCAGCUGUUGAGGGAAGAAUCCAUGGCAGUGACUACAAAAGCACUGAGUUGUGCGUCUCAUUCAGCUUCUUCAGAUGCCUUUCUUUUAGUGUCCGUUCGCUGCUUGAUGAGGAUGGCUAUAUUACUUUACCUAGCCUUCCUGAUGUUUGCAUUUCUUUCCUCCCACCUGGCCUUCAGCACUAUAUUCCUAUUACCUCUCCUUCCUUCAUCCCUUCUUUUCUCCUUGUCUUUGUCCUGCUCCUGUCUGCUUUCCAGUCUAUUCCUUUUUCACUCACAUUUUCCCUUCCUCUCGCUCUGUCCCUCUGCUACCUGGAGCCUAAGGUGACUUCCUUUAGUAGCUCUAAUGGCAAUGAACUGAAUGACAAAGCAGAGGAAGAGGAGGUGGAACACGAAGAGGAAGAAGCACAGCAGAAGGACCUGGAUAAGACCCAGGACGACUUACUGAAACACCAGGCUAGCAUUAGUGAGCUCAAGCGCAAUUUCAUGGAAUCCACUCCCGAACCACGCCCCAAUGAGUGGGAAAAGCGGCGUAUCACACCUCUGUCCCUACAGACACAAGGGAAAAAAGGAGACCACAUUUUCCAAGUGAAAACACUGCCUGGGAAGGAAAAACAAUGGAUUACAAUGCCAUGGACUGCUGGAGCAAAACCAGAGGAAACUGAUAAGAGCCUGGAAGAGGAGAUAACCUCCAUUUUGUUUAGUAAGGAGCGCUUCGGCGCCGGCACCAGCGGGCCCUUCGCCGCCGCCAGCCCGGGGCCAGCAGAGGGCGCUGCGGGGGAGCAGACGGGCGCCGCCGCGCCGGGGCCCCAGAGACAUGCUUCCAGAGCAGAAGGGCCUUGUACUGGAGUCAGCGAUGCUGAUAAGAGUUCACAUGAGACUCUGGACAUAGUGGAGGAGAAGAAGCAGGCAGAGUUUGGGAUAGAAGAAACACUAGUCGUAGACGAAACCAACAAAGGGAAAAUGCAAGUUGCCACUGAUGCUGGGGAGACAUGUAAGGUGGAGCACGUGUCAAAAAAGGACUCUUCGUCAUUGCCAUCAGAUAGUAGCAGCAGCAGCAGUAGUAGUGAGAGUGAGGAUGAAGAGGUGGGAGAAUACCAUCCACAUCAUAGGGCAAUUGAGGAAGUCAUCAGGGAAGAACAGGAAGAAGAGGAAGACAUGAAAAGGAAAGAACAAGAAGAAAAUACGCAGCAUGUGGAAGCCAUACCAGAAGGCAGUAAACUAAAUGUACCAGUUGAGCACACACAAGUUACAGCUGAAGAUUUGGUCCAGGACAAUACAGUUACUGUAGCUACAGAAGAGAAGAAUUUGUCAGAGCAAAUUAAGCAAGAUGUAGGUGAAGAAAAAGAGGAGGAACAGCUGAAACUCAAUGGAGAUGUGUCUCAUGUUGACAUUGAUGUUGCACCACAAUUAAUUUGUUGUUCUGAGCCUCCAGUAGUGAAAACAGAGAUGGUAACCAUUUCAGAUGCCACACAGAGAACUGAAAUCUCCACUAAAGAAAUUCCAAUUGUUCAAACAGAAACUAAAACUAUCACAUAUGAAUCUUCACAGCUUGAUGGAAAUGCUGCUGGUGACGCUGGUGUGCUGGUGAGUGCACAGACAAUUACAUCAGAGUCCAUUUCUACUACCACAACUACACACAUCACAAAGAUGGUAAAAGGUGGUGUAUCGGAAACAAGAAUUGAGAAGCGCAUUGUCAUUACUGGAGAUGCAGAUAUUGACCAUGAUGAGGCCCUGGCACAGGCAAUCAAAGAAGCCAAAGAACAGCACCCUGACAUGUCUGUGACGAGAGUGGUGGUGCACAAAGAAACUGAACUUGCUGAGGAAGACGAAGACUAAAAUCAAAAAUGCUCUCGAGCAAAUACUUCAGAAAUAUAAAUGUCACUGACCACGAAGAACUGUAGUCAUUCCAAGUCAUCAUGACUCCACUGAAUCCACCAGGCCUAGCAACAAUGACCAGAUGUUCACAACUUAAAUGCCAAUACCAAACUCCUUUUAACAUCUUUGGUCUAUAUUCCCUUACAGUCUUUCUUGUUUAUUUUUGUAACCACUUCUUAACAAUCUUAGAGUUUUGGGGUUUUUUUAAUGAAGUUCUAGAGGGUAUGAUCUUCUUUUGCACAAAUACUUGUAUUUUUGAAACUGAUUCUUAAUUAUAUGAAAGUGAACAAAAGAAGUCUGGAAAUCAUUGUUCACUGGAGUAGGUGAUAAUUGUGCAGGAAGGAGGAUCUUUACUAAUUUAGAUAUAGUUUUUUCAGAUAUUUCAAGUGAAAUCUCUUACUGGAGUAAUUUACAGAUUUUUUUUCAGAUUAUUCAGGUAAAUAUAUGAUAUCACAUAAUGAAGUUUUUUAUAAAAAUAAAACAUUUGCUAAAAUUUGAAAAAAUAUAUUUCUUUGGAUAAAUUUUAUACUGGUAUCUCUGUAACUCUUUCUUUUCCAAGGUUCUCCUCUCUGUGGAGCAGAGAUGGUGUGGCAGUCUGUAGAGGAGAAGGAGUUGCAGACAGAUUUCUUCUGACUGAGCACUGUGUUCUUUUUGCACUUUGGUGCCAAUGCUCAACUUUUUGCAGACUUUUUGCUGUCUGCAGCAUUCCAGAUAAGGAAAGAAGGAAGAACAAAAUAUCUUUCUCUUUUUCCAACAAGAGAUGAUCUAGGCAGCUUAAAACCGUAGUGCUUUUUUUUUCUUACCGUGUCCCAAUUUCAGUACUUCCAUUGUUUGGAUACAUGUGUAGAAUGCUCGCUUGCUAUUAAACCUCAGUGUGUCUCCAUGUUAGAACUGACAUUUCUGUUACAGAGAAGGUAUAUGUUUCACAUGCUUCCUCUAAUGGUUAAUGCAGGUUUUUAGGCUACUGAAUAAAAGAUCAAUAAGAUGAAUAAGAUGAACUCCACUCAUAAAGUAGUACGAGAGUACCAUCAGUUGAGACUGCCAUGGCAAAAACCUGUUAAUUAUAUUGGGGUUUAUUUUUAAUUUGUUCUUGCUAGGGGGUUGUUUGUUUGGGGUUUUUUUUGCUGUUGACUCUGUGUAUAGUUAAAAUGCCAAAUUAGAUUUAUAGUAGCUUAAAGUUGUAUUAAGUGAUAUUUUGCUUUCUGUAAUUCUGUUAUAAAAUAAAGUUGUUUAUUCUCUGUA